GAACUGCCCAGCUUCUAAAUGCUCCGAAACAAGCACCCUUCACCAAAGCAGGAGCCCUUGGCGGUGAUGGCAGCCGCCCUGCAGGACCACAUCGUACAGGACCUGCAGCUGCAGGGCCUCUCCGUGGCUCCCCAGGCCCAGACCCAGGAACAGACACGGAGGGACCAGGCCACCCUCAAGGCCCUGCGGAGGAAUGCGAAAGCCGUGGUGGAUACGGGGCUGCGGAGAAGUGUGCGGCCCCUGCCCACGGCCCAUCCAGAGACAGAGACAGAGGCCGUGCUGUACCCCAGACGGCCCCCGCUGUCCCUGGCACAGAAGCUGGGGCUACUGUCCCCACCACCUCCACCGCUGUCGCCUGCCAGCUGGGAGCAGGUGAAGCAAAGGUCUGUGGUUGAGGGCGACUCGAAGCGCCCAUGUCCGAUCUGCAGGGAGGAGUUUGAGCUGAAGCCCCAGGUGCUGCUGUCCUGUUCCCACGUGUUUCACAGGGCAUGUCUCCAGGCCUUUGAGAAGUUCACCAAUAAGAAGAGUUGCCCCCUGUGCCGCAAGGACCAGUACGAGACGCGUCUGAUUCACGAUGCGGCCCAGCUCUUCAGGGCGAAGUGCGCCACCAGGAUCCAGGCAUGCUGGAGGGGGCACGUGGUGAGGAGGUGGUACCAGCACCUGAGGCGCAUCGUGCCACCCUCAGACCCAGUGUUGCGCCGGAAGUUCUUUGAAGACAAGUUCACAGAGCUGAGCCAGCGCCUGCUGCGCUCCUACCAAACCAAUGUGGAUGAGCUGCUCUCGGAAGUGGAGCACUGCCUGGCCCUGAACCGCGGCAUCCUGCAGCAGCUGGAGGAGUCAUGGGUCCAUGAGCUAUCAGGGCAGGACUGGGAGCGGAUCCAGGCACAGGCACUGCAGCGGGAGAGCUCCGAGUGCACCAUCUGUCUGGGCCCACUCCAGGUGCCAGGGACCAGCCGUGCCACAGCCCUGCUGUCGUGCUCACACCUGUUCCACCACACCUGCCUGCUGGCCCUCGAAGACUUCACCGUGGGGUACACCUCCCCUUGCCCUACCUGUCCCCUCUGCCGCUCCUGCUACCAAAAGAUAAUUCUGGAAUGUUGA
Messenger RNA from Suncus etruscus (white-toothed pygmy shrew), 1101 nucleotides. RefSeq names its product ring finger protein 32 (gene RNF32). The coding region runs from base 19 to 1101 and encodes 360 amino acids. Gene Ontology annotation, molecular function: protein binding. The transcript has 8 exons. The record is from RefSeq and is a predicted model, not a curated record. NCBI's taxonomy places the organism in Eukaryota, Metazoa, Chordata, Mammalia, Eulipotyphla, Soricidae.